Molecule: messenger RNA, 1180 nt
Organism: Colletes gigas
Lineage: Eukaryota; Metazoa; Arthropoda; Insecta; Hymenoptera; Colletidae
Exons: 5
Coding region: 134-1096 (320 amino acids)
Source: RefSeq, a predicted model, not a curated record
UCCACGUACUCCCCUCUAGUUCUCGGUGUAGACUGAAACCAGGUCUAGAUUUUAGUACGCAUCAGAAUCUCGACUAUGAGGAGGUUUCACACGGGCGAUCGCAUCCUCGGUAGAUUCUUAUCGAACAGCCAACAUGACGCAGGCUUCACAGCAGACGAAAUUUCGAUGGACCGAGAAUCUCACCUGCCGGUUCAUUCAGCUCAGAAAGGAAAAUGGAAAGCUCUUUACUGGCCGCAAAUAUUCCGCCCAGGCAGGAUGGGAAUACAUACUGCAACAGAUGCGGGAGGAGUUUCCCACCAUUAUGGCUAACGUACACUACAGGGUGCUGAAGAAGAAAUGGUCCAACCUGUUGCAGCAGUACAAAGAACUGAGGAACCCGGUACACGGAGACAGAAACAAGGCGGACGACGUCUCUUGGCCCUUUUACAGCGCGAUCGACGAGCUCCUGGGACACGACCGCGGCGGAACGCCGAAUCACGACGAGUACAUCGAUCCCCACGAAUUCCUCUGCGUAUCCGUGACGCCGGAAGAGCCCACAUCCUCGGUGGACGCGCUUCCUGUCGGAUCUGACCCGGAAAUCGAGCGACGAGAUGUCGAUUUCCACCCCGAACAACGGCUACGGACGUUCAGCGACGACUCGAUUCAAAUCGAACGACUACCGUCGCGCGGAACCACCAGCGACGUCGUCAGAAAAACCAAAGACCCGUCGGUUUUCAAGCAAACGAGCAGAAGUUACGCGAGAAGGAAACGCGAGCCGAGGAGUGUGCUGAUGCCGCGGUUGCCGCGCGCCACGGAGCUCACGAUCAGGAAAGUGACGUCGGAGGCGGACUACACUAAGGACUUGUCGAGGGUACGGGGAAACGACGUCGUCGAUUCCACCAGAGACAAAGGACAAGCGGCCGAGGCGCGUAACGAGGAUGAGGAAAGACCAAGAAAGUCGAGGAGAACGCGAGCCCCGUAUCGCGAGGAUCACGAGUCACGGACCGAUCGUCGUAUCGAGCAGAUCUUCGAGUAUAUCAAACGACGGGACGAGGAGAAUAGAUCCAUCAUGAUCCGAGUGAUGCACGCCGUGGAGACCAUGGCCAAUAAGCUGUGACGCAGCUCUACCGAAGAAGGAUCACAUUCAAAUACAUUUAUUUCCUUUUCCCCCUGGAAUGGCUAUGUAAUCGAUCGAUUAAUG